UCCACUUGUCCAUCUGACUUUCCUUCUCUGUCCAGCCAUCUGGCUGUCAAUCCAUUUGUUUGUCUCUGGCUCUGGUCUAUUUGUCUAUCUGUCCCAUCAUCUGUGAGUCCAUCUGCUCAUCUUGUUGUCCAUUCAUCCACCUGUCUCUCUGUAUCUCUCCGCCCACUGGUCUGUGUGCCCACUUACCUCCCCUCUCCCCCUGGGCCACAGAGCCAUGGCCCAGGGCCACGGGGCCACGGUCAGCAUGGUCCUGCUGGGGCUGGGGCUGGCGCUGGCCAUCAUCGUGCCUAUCAUGGUCAUCUCUUGGCACCGCGUCCACUGUGGCCCCCAGGCCUUUGCCCAUGCUGCAGUUGCUGCGGACUCUAAGAUCUGCUCGGACAUUGGGCGAGCCAUCCUCCAGCAGCACGGCUCACCCGUGGAUGCCACCAUCGCAGCUCUGGUCUGCACCGGGGUUGUCAACCCCCAAAGCAUGGGCCUGGGUGGAGGGGUCAUCUUCACUAUCUACAAUGCAUCCACAGGGAAGGUGGAAGUCAUCAACGCCAGGGAGACGGUACCCGCCAGCCACGUCCCAGGUCUGCUGGACCAGUGCAAGCAGGCCCAGCCUCUGGGCACAGGUGCCCAGUGGAUUGGGGUGCCCGGGGAGCUCCGCGGCUAUGCUGAAGCCCACCACCGCCACGGCCGCCUGCCCUGGGCGCAGCUCUUCGGGCCCACCAUCGCGCUGCUCCGGGGGGGCCUCCGCGUGCCUCGCAUCCUCAGCUACUUCCUGCACAGCAGCUACCUGCGCCCUUCCCUGCACGCAUCGUCCCUGAGGCAGCUCUUCUUCAAUGGGACAGAACCCCUGAGUCUUCACGACCCACUCCCGUGGCCCGCGCUGGCCGCCACCCUGGAGACCGUGGCUGCGGAAGGCGCAGAGGCCCUCUACACGGGGAGGCUGGGCCGGAUGUUGCUGGAGGACGUUGCCAAAGAAGGGAGCCGGCUGACCCCGCAGGACCUGGCAUCAUUCCAGCCUGAGGUGGUGGACGCCCUGGAGGUGCCCUUGGGGAACUACACCCUGUACUCACCGCCACCGCCUGCAGGGGGCGCGAUUCUCAGCUUUGUCCUCAAUGUGCUCAAAGGGUUCAACUUUUCCGCGGAGUCGGUGGCCAGCCCCGAGGGGAGGGUGAACUUGUACCAUCACCUCGUGGAGACGCUCAAGUUUGCUAGGGGGCAGAGGUGGCGGCUGUGGGACCCUCGAAGCCACCCGGAGGUCCAGAACGCCUCCCAGGACCUGCUGGGGGAGGCUCUGGCCCAGCACAUCCACCAGCAGAUCGACACCCGGGGUGACCACCAGCUCAGCCACUACAGCCUGGCGGGCACCUGGAGCCACAGGAUGGGCACGGCCCACGUGUCCGUGCUGGGGGAGGAUGGCAGCGCUGUGUCUGCCACCAGCACCAUCAAUACGCCCUUUGGAGCCAUGGUGUACUCACCGCGCACCGGCAUCCUCCUCAACAACGAGCUCCUGGACCUGUGCUGGAGGCACCUGCGGGGCUCCGGAGUCACCCCCCCUCCCGUUCCAGGCGAGCGGCCCCCGUCAUCCAUGGUCCCCUCCAUCUUAGUCAACGCAGCCCAGAGGUCGAAGCUGGUGAUCGGCGGGGCUGGCGGGGAGCUCAUCAUCUCUGCUGUGGCCCAGGCCAUCAUGAACAAGCUGUGGCUGGGCCUUGACCUGCAAGCUGCCAUUGCAGCCCCCAUCCUGCACGUGGACAGCAAGGGCCGGGUAGAGUACGAGCCCAACUUCAGCCAGGAGGUGAAGAAGGGGCUCCAGUACCGGGGCCAGAACCAGACCGAGAGGCCCAUUUUCCUGAACGUGGUCCAGGCCGUGUCCCAGGACGGGGCCUGCGUGUACGCCGCAGCGGACCCCAGGAAGGGUGGGGAGCCCUCAGGCUACUAAAGAGGUUGCUCCCUCCCCACUGGGAUCCCGCCCAGCACACGUCCAGGCUGGCCUGGUCCAUGGGACCGAGUGCUCCAGCAGAAUCUGGACCCCUUGGCAGGACAGUCAGCCUGGGGCUUCAAGAGGUGGGGACAGCCCAGCAGAUGGACGGCUGUGGGGGCUGAGCCCUCCCCUCCCAGAGCCCCUGUGGCCCUGCCCAGACCCCUCCAACCUCCCCAGGCCUCUCACCCAGGACUGUGCCCCCGCUCUCCAAAGCCCCA
Molecule: messenger RNA, 2187 nt
Organism: Mesoplodon densirostris (Blainville's beaked whale)
Lineage: Eukaryota; Metazoa; Chordata; Mammalia; Artiodactyla; Ziphiidae
Gene: GGT5
Product: gamma-glutamyltransferase 5
Exons: 12
Coding region: 215-1927 (570 amino acids)
Biological process (GO): glutathione catabolic process
Molecular function (GO): glutathione gamma-glutamate hydrolase
Source: RefSeq, a predicted model, not a curated record